Messenger RNA from Lytechinus variegatus (green sea urchin), 3655 nucleotides. RefSeq lists its product as uncharacterized. Gene Ontology annotation, biological process: DNA integration. NCBI's taxonomy places the organism in Eukaryota, Metazoa, Echinodermata, Echinoidea, Temnopleuroida, Toxopneustidae. The coding region runs from base 32 to 3655 and encodes 1207 amino acids. The transcript has a single exon. The record is from RefSeq and is a predicted model, not a curated record. Gene Ontology annotation, molecular function: nucleic acid binding.
UAGUCCGAGUCAUUUGAAAUGGAAUUGUCCAAUGAAGCCCAUAGUUCAUUCAACUCAGGCUAUGACUGUGGAGGACACUCCCCUGGAUAGUGUUAGGUCAAAAAAUUCGAGUUUACAUUCGAAUAAAAAUGAGGAUUUUAUGUCAAUAGGAACUUUGCGUUCGGACGAUAGGGCAAGUAGUCAGUCGAAAUCCACUGGAUUUGUUGAAAGUUCAGCUGGGUGUGUUCUCAUAGGCAAUCCAAUGAUUACAGUUCUGUCAGAAAGUGCGAGUGUUGAAACGCUUGGUAUGGCAUACGAUGAGGUUGGUGCAAUGAUUGAUGAUAUGCCAGUUGUAUCGGGUAGGUUGUUACCCAUGAACAAGCCUGUUUCCGUGCUGAAGGAUUCUGGGAGUAGUACGAGUGUUGUGAGGACGAGUCUGGUGUCAGACGAUCAGUUCACGGGAGUGAUUCAGUUAGUUAGGCUGAUAGAUGGUACUCUGAGGCGUUUUCCUAGGGCAAAUAUCAUGCUGGAUAGUCCAUAUUUUAUUGGAGAAAUCAAUGCCUUGUGUAUGCCCAAUUGUUUGUGUGACGUCAUUAUUGGUAAUGAUGUGAAGGGGGCACGUGAGCCCAAGGAUCCUGACCUGCAAUGGGUGCCUAGUAUAGUUCAAAAGGCGAAUAGUUCCGAUGUUGAUGAUCGGGUAUCCGAAGUUGAUAUGCAAAGUUCGGAAGUUGUGUCGAGUUCGGAAGAUAAUGUUCGGGUUUCCGAAGUGAGUGAGUCCGUUCCGAAAGUUGAGGCUUUGGAUGAUGCGUCUUCAUGUGUGGAUGAAGCGAUGGCUGUUGAAACUAGAGCACAAAAGAAAAGUCAAUCUAAACCUAAACAAGAUUUGAGAGUGAAAGACUCGGGAGUAAAAGUGAAGUCGGAGGACUUUUUGCGAGAGCAAAAGGAUGAUUUGUCACUUAAGCCGUUGUGGAACAAGGUGAAUGAUAACGAGUCUAGAUCGAGAUUCUUGUUCAUGUCAGAGAAUAAUUGUCUUUAUCGACAAGAAAGGGAUAUGAGAAAUCCAAGUGUUGGUGUUGGUCCCAAGUUAGUGGUUGUUCCAAAGUCACACAGGUCUGAGAUAAUGCGAAUUGCCCAUGAUUCAUUGUUUGGUGGACAUCUCGGCAUUAACAAUACUUUGUCGAAAGUCAAAGCCCAGUUUUAUUGGCCAAGCAUGUAUGAGGAUGUUGCCAACUUCUGCCGAUCAUGUGACGUGUGUCAGAAGACUAUUAGUAUGGGGAGAGUCCCCAAAACGACUCUCGGUAAGUUGCCGAUAGUUGGCGUCCCAUUUCAGCGUAUUGCGAUAGAUUUAAUGGGUCCAUUCAUUCCAUCUGCAAGAGGACAUACUCACAUCCUAACGAUAGUUGACUAUGCGACUAGAUAUGUAGAAGCUAUACCAUUGAAAUCAAUAUCGACUGUAGAUGUAGCUGAGGCAUUAGUCACUGUGUAUAGUAGGGUCGCCCUUCCUUGUGAAGUGAUGUCAGAUUUAGGUACACAAUUUGUAUCUGAUUUGAUGAGGAAGGUGUCACAGUUGUUAUCAGUCAAACAAAUAACAAGCUCUAGAUAUCAUCCGAUGUGUAAUGGCCUUGUAGAAAGAUACAAUGGAGUAAUUAAGACAGCUUUGAGGCGUCUUUGUUCUGAGGAGCCACGUCAGUGGGACAGGUACUUACCUGCUUUGUUGUUUGCUCUGCGAGAAUCGCCCAGUUCGAGCCUGGGGUUUUCUCCAUUUGAAUUACUCUAUGGUAGACAUGUGAGAGGUCCAAUGGAUAUUUUGAGAGAAUUAUGGACGAAUAAGAAUAUUGACGCAGAGUUAGGUAACGAGUAUGAAUACGUAAUUGACUUGAGGAAGCGGUUAGUCGAGUCUUGGCAAUUGGCGCAAGACACUUUGAAAUCCUCCGCAAAGAGAUACAAAGGUUAUUAUGACCGAAAUGCGAAGAAAAGGAAGUUGAAUGUUGGUGAUGAGGUCUUGAUACUUUUACCCACUGUUCAUAACAAGUUACUAGUGGAAUGGCAUGGACCAUUUAAGGUUGUUGGUACCAAGUAUGACUAUGAUUAUGUUGUCGACGUCAAUAGUGUGAAGAAGACAUAUCAUAUCAAUCUUCUCAGGCGAUAUGUUCGGAGGGAAGAAGAGGUGGCUGCUAGCUGUUUUGAUGUUGGUACUUUCAAUGAUAAGGAUGAAGAGGAGGGAGAGAUGAUAGAUGAGUGUAUUGGAGAUGCGCCUGAUAUGCCAUGCUCAUUACAAAAGGAGUUUGUGAGUCAUGUUCAUGUUAAUGAAAGACUAGAUAAGGAUUGUAGGGAUGAGGUUCGAGGUUUGUUGUGUGAAUACCAGGAUGUAUUCACGGAUGUUCCUAAGAAAACUUCAGUGGCUGAAUGUAAAAUUCAUUUGACAAGUAAUGAACCUGUUCGUUCUCCCCCUUAUAGGGUACCCCAGGCUGUGGAGGGUGAAAUAAGGAAUGAGGUUGAGUCGAUGUUGAAGUUAGGGGUUAUUGAGCCUUAUGCGCAUCCGAUUGUGAUGGUGAGGAAACCGGAUGGUUCAAAUCGGUUUUGCAUAGAUUUCCGGCGUCUUAAUAAGAUAACCGUGUUCGAUCCCGAACCGAUGCCUAAUCAGCAAGGUCUAUUCGCUUCUCUUGCGAAGAGCAAAUAUUUCAGUAAAAUUGAUCUUACUAAGGGGUAUUGGCAGAUUCCCAUGAAAGAGUCGGAUAAGGCUAAAACUGCAUUUCUCACCCCCAUAGGUCAAUAUCAGUUUAAAUAUAUGCCUUUCGGGUUAGUCACUGCUGGAGCUCAGUUCACUAGAAUGAUGAGGAUAGUUCUGAAAGACAUUCCCAAUGUAGUUAACUACAUAGAUGACAUAUUAGUGUACACAGAGACCUGGGAAGAGCAUGUCCAGAUAGUAGAGAAAGUCUUGUGUAGGCUAAGAGAAGCCAAUCUGGCUGCACGUCCCUCUAAGUGUUUUAUAGGGUUUAGUUCGAUAGACUUCCUAGGACACGAGUUAGGAGAUGGGGCGAUUCAUACUAGUAGUAGGCUUACACAGAAAGUGAUUGAAACCCCAAGACCAGAAACUAAGAAACAAGUCCGUUCGUUUCUUGGUCUGACCGGAUACUAUAGGGAUUAUAUUCCCGGGUAUGCCGAUUUAGCAUUGCCUCUUACUAACCUAACACGUAAGGGUAGCCCAGGGAAGGUUAAGUGGGGUAUGGAAGAGGAAGGAGCUUUCCAUAAGCUUAAGGAUUGUCUAACAAAACCUCCUGUAUUGAAAAUCCCGGACUUUGACAAGAUGUUUAUCUUAAAGGUAGACGCGUCAGACACAGGGUUAGGGGCGGUGCUCAUGCAGGAAAGUGACGGAGAAGAAUUCCCCAUUGCUUAUGGUAGUAAGAAAUUAUUGCCAAGGGAAACAAGGUACUCCACGAUAGAAAAAGAGUGCUUGGCCAUUGUGUGGGCCAUUCGUAAAUUCGAAUAUUUCUUGUAUGGUAGGGAAUUCGAAGUUCAUACAGAUCACAAACCUUUGCUUUACAUCCAAAGUAAUACAAUGGCAAAUAAACGCAUAAUGAGAUGGAGCUUAUUACUCCAAGAGCACAGGUUUCGGCUGGUCUCUGUUAAGGGAAAGGAAAACCAAGCAGCUGAUCUUAUGAGCAGACUUGUGUAA